UUCACAAUGAUUGUCUGUAAAGUAACACUUCCGUCUGUAAAAUUUACAUGAAGUCCAUGAAAUAUUGUCGCUGAAAUUGCCAAAAUGUGUUUGAUUCUGCAUGCAACUGUUCUUUUGGCACUUGGCAUGAAUGUGCUUCCAUGUGUAAAUAAGUCAAGUAGAAACGCCACUGUUGGAGAAGCUGUCCUCCUCGACCCAAACUGCACGGACUGUAAUGCAUCUUCAGUUGAAUGGAAAUUUUCUUCAAACUUGAUGAGCAGCUGCAUUUCUUCUUAUAUUGCAAUAGAAGAGCCAAUUUCUAAAACUAUUUUUGGCGCAUUUAAGGGUAAAGUGAACAUUCUAAACAAAGGACUUCAUUUAAGGCUUUCAUCUGUUCAUUUCAACAACACAGGGAACUACACCAGAAUUCUUACAACAAGGAAUGGAAUGGAGCACUGUGUUACCAUAACAGUCAAUGUACAUGAAGAUUCCAAAAAAGCAGAAACUUUUGAGGUAAACCAGAAAAAAACAGAAGAUAAUAGCUUCACAACAAUAUACACCUCAGUAUCAAUCAUUGGAGUCAUUUUAGGAUUAACAAUAAUACUACUUUGGAUUAAAAGAAAAUCAGUUGGAAGAACAGCAUCAUCAGUAAAUAGAUUUUCACUCUCAACCAUGUCCAAGGAAGAUCCAAUUUAUGGCAAUUUGGGUCACCAAAGAUCUAUCUGAAAAGAAGAACUGAGAAGCUGCCACAAUGUCCCAGGUGAUUCCGCUUAUCAAAAGUGUCAAAUAACAAGGACGUACAUAAAGAGAAUAUUCUGUAGACUGAACUUGCUGUCUGAUGAAAUGCUCAGAUCUGUCUAUCUCAACAAUAAUGUUUGAAACCUUCCCUAGCUGCAAGUUUACAUCAUGGCUGAAUCUCACUUUAGCAACUUGCUGUGAACCACUAAAUUUAUUAAACAUUUGUUUGUGUUUUGUUUCUAAAGGAGACCUGAAUUUUCAGAAAUCAUCUGUUUCAACCACAGUAAUGAUGGUUGCCUAAAACAAACUAUUCAAUGAAAAAAUUAUGUCCAUUGAAUUCAGUACAUGCUCUAUCACAUUACUGUGUAAAUUGACUGAAAUCAAUGUAAAAGGUUAUGUUUAAGGGCUGGUUUAUUUCUAAGUUCCUGCCUGGCUGGAUAUGAUUCUUGGUCUGCACCUUGCUUUCUGCCACUCUCUAAAACCAUUAAAUAUCUGUGCAAGGGAUUCAAGCCCUAUUUCUCUUAUUAACUAACUUGAGUAUCUAUUUCAACUUCAAAGGGGAAUUGGGGAAGUAGGAGCCAAAGGAAUAUUAAACUAUCUUAUCAGUGAAACAUAAAACCUUGAAAUCUUAAUGGACAUUAAGAUUCAUCUGUUCCAGCUCCAACUUCCACCCAAAUGUGGAGGGGACUGUUUAUUCCCAUCCAGAGAUGUUGCCUGCCAUGCUGAGUUCCUCCAGCAUUUUUUGUGUUUUGCUCAUGAUUUCCAGCGUCUGUACAAUCUCUUGGGUCUUGGAAUUACUACCGUACUGCUGGGUGAAGGUCAACAUUUAUGGACGGGCAAGAAAAUUAUGGUGCCAAUAGAGGAGAUCAACAGGUUUUACCUCAAAUAAAACCUUAUAACUCAAAUACAUUUUUAAGGUGUAAGUGAAAGUUCAUCUACAUUAAGUUAGUAAAUUAAGUGUGGAUUGAGAAAAAUAAAUUUAAUGUUUUAACUAAUACAUUUACUAUUAUAACACAUUCCUUCUUCACUUUGAAUUAAGAGUUACUGGUAGUUUUUAAAAAAGAAGCUUUAACAAAAUUGUAUUCCAUUUCACAAAAUUCACGAUUGAACUUAUUUUGUCUGCAUUUAAAAAUGUUCUAGCUUGUUUGUAGAAAAAGUCCUUCAGAAGACCAAAACUGCCUUUUUUACUCUGACUUAAAUGUGAAUCUAGAUACACAGCCCUGUGGUUGAUUUGAAUGCACCUUCUGAAAUGCCCAGCAAACCAGCUGUUUCGUAGCCACAAUAUUAAAACAGAAUGCAGAUAAAACCAGAUAGAGCACCUGACAUGAACCUAGGCACGAAAUGCAGAUACCACACAGUCACUUCUAAACCAGUCAAUCUUGUAAAUUUCUUCUUCACAAAACACAAAAGAUUCUGUAGAUGCUGAAAAUCUUGGGUCGAAAUAUUGACUGUUUAUUCCCCUCCAAAGAUACUGCAUGACUUGCUGAGUUCCUCCAGCAUUUUACAUGUCUUUCUCUUCAAAAAAUCCUGGAGUGUGACGUCUAACUUGGAGAUCUGUCCCACAACCUACUUUCGCAUAUGUUAUGCCUGCAGCAGAUUCACACAGCCAUUCCCUUCAGGCAUUGUCAAUCUCCUCCAUCACAACCCAUGGAUAGGCAACAUCCCACCAAUAGGCUGGGCUAGGCUGGGCACUUAAUCUCCAAACAGUUUCUUACAGAAUUCCAUAAUGGCAUCCCAAAUUUACAGUCACAGAAUAUUUCAAAUCCCAUUCCCAGAGUGACCUUCCCAUCAUUGGCACUUAACUACUGCCAGGAUGAAGCCCAACGCAUACUGGAGGAGCAACACUUUAUAUUCCACCUGUAAUCCUAAAGCAUGAAUAUUGAGUUUAGGUAAAUCCCACUCCUACUUGUUCCUACCCACCCCACAUCAUCCGCACUCCCCCGAUCUCCUUCUGAUAUUUCAGUCAUCACAUUUUUGUCGCUUUCCCACCUCCCCAGCCCUUUUCACCCAUCUUUUGCCCCUUCCCAUUUCCUCCAGCUGCCUUCAUCCAUUUGUCCUAUUCCCCCGCCCUCCUGGCUCUAUCCACCCAUUUCAUACACAGGUUCCUCUCAACCUGGUUCCAAUUUCAUCACCUCUCUCUUCUCCUCUGAUGGUUCUUUCUCACCAGCAGAAUCCAGCUCCAGUAGCACCUUGUGUCCCUGCUGGGAUCGCUUCAGCAGCUGCGUCCCACCUUCACAUCACUCUGCUUUACUCAGAACCAGAAUCAGGUUCAUUAUAAACACAAGAGAUUCUGCAGAUGCUGGAAAUCCAGAAUGACACACACAAAAUGCUGGUGGAACUCAGCAGGCCAUGCAGCAGACUUGGAGAGGAAUAAACAGUUGAUGUUGUUAUCCACCUAGAUGGACUACAUAACCCCUACGCCCAUCAAUGACCUUUCCCCUCACCUGGCUUCACCUAUCACAUGCCAGCUUUUACUCCUCCCCCCCCCCCCCCAAUUUCUCAUUCUGCCUUCAUCCCCAUUCCUUUCCAGUUCCAAUGAAGGGUCUGAGACUGAAACAUUGAAUAAUUAUUCCUCUCCAUAGACGCUGACUUGCUGUGUUCCUUCAGCAUUUUGUGUAGUUCUCUCAGUUUUAUUAUCACUGACCUUGCAAUACAAUAUGAAAGAUGUAA
This is a messenger RNA of Mobula hypostoma (lesser devil ray), 3387 nucleotides long. RefSeq lists its product as uncharacterized. The coding region runs from base 85 to 705 and encodes 206 amino acids. The record is from RefSeq and is a predicted model, not a curated record. The transcript is spliced from 6 exons. NCBI's taxonomy places the organism in Eukaryota, Metazoa, Chordata, Chondrichthyes, Myliobatiformes, Myliobatidae.